Messenger RNA from Colletotrichum paranaense, 861 nucleotides. RefSeq names its product translation initiation factor IF-3. Gene Ontology annotation, cellular component: mitochondrion. Gene Ontology annotation, molecular function: translation initiation factor activity; ribosome binding. The record is from RefSeq and is a predicted model, not a curated record. The coding region runs from base 1 to 861 and encodes 286 amino acids. Lineage: Eukaryota; Fungi; Ascomycota; Sordariomycetes; Glomerellales; Glomerellaceae. The transcript has a single exon. Gene Ontology annotation, biological process: ribosome disassembly; mitochondrial translational initiation.
AUGAGGAUCACACAAUGCCUGCACAAUAGCAGGACGGCCCUGUAUAGGGUCUUCGUCUCGCCCUUUGAAAAGGUGGAAUCGAUUUCUCGACGAAGCGCUCUCCUAAGCCCAGUCUCUAGGACCCUACCAACAAUUCUGUCACCGCCGCUACAAGGUUUCUCACGCCACGCCGCCCUGAUUCCCCGAUUCAAAAAGAAGAAGCCAUCGCCAUCAGGACAAGUACCCGGCGGCGACGCUGCUGCCAAGCCAGGCCAGCUUCCCCAGGACAGGGCGAUCUCCGAUCGUGAAGUCAUGGUCGUCGACGAGAACAACAAGCUCACCGGCCCGCAUAACACCCGAACGUUCCUAAGGUCGCUCGACCCUGAGACGCAGUCCCUCCGAAUGGUCUCCAGACCGCCCCCGCGCCCCGCGCCAGGCCAGCCGCCGUUUGCAAUCUGCCGCAUCGUCGACAAGGUCGCCGAGAAGGAGAAGGAGAGGGCGCUGCAAAAGGCCAAGAAGGAUAACGCGCGCAGAUUAGCGAGGGUCAAGGAGCUUGAGCUCAACUGGGCCAUCGCGCCGCACGACAUGGGCCAUAAGAUGAAGCAGAUGAAGACGUUUCUGGAAAAGGGGUACAAGGUUGAAGUCAUUUUUGCGAAGAAGAAGAAUAGCAGAAUCGCUACACUGGAAGAAGCUGGCGCGCUUGUGCAGCAGGUCCGGGAUGCUGUGGCGGAGGUUGCGGGCGCCAGGGAGUACAAGGAAGCCGAGGGGCAACCGCGUAAGGUCAUGAGGCUGCACCUGGAAUCGAUAGCGAAGCCCGCAGUUAAGGCUACCCCUACACCAGAAGCCCCGGCUGUAGAGGCUGCGCCGGAAACAUCGACCUGA